Messenger RNA from Lactuca virosa, 1101 nucleotides. NCBI's taxonomy places the organism in Eukaryota, Viridiplantae, Streptophyta, Magnoliopsida, Asterales, Asteraceae. The record is from the annotation of a GenBank genome assembly.
ACUCCAGUUCCAUUACACCUAUCCUUCACUCAAAAAGACACAUUACAUCUGGCUCAUGGAAGAUCACCGCAACUCUGUUCUUGAAUGGCCAUACUUUCACAAAGAAAAGAGUGCAGAGGAGUUGACACAGUCACUUUGGUCGACUACAAUGGAGCUUGAAGCAACAAGGAUCAGGGUUCAAGAAGAGAUCAGAGCAAGAGAUGAUCAGUUAAAUCAACUCAAAGAUCUUCUGAAUGACGCCAUUAAAGAAAGAGAUGAAGCUCAUAGCAAAUACCAAUCUCUUCUCCUUGAUAAUAAAUUGCUUCUUCAACAGCAAUUUCACCACCACCGCCGGUACACACACCAUCAAACCACCACACCCCCGCCACAAUCUGGUGUUUCAAGUAUUGAAGAUGAACCCAUCACCAAUUGUGGCUUCUCUUCCUCAGACUGUGAAGAAAGCAUCGUUUCCUCUCCACCCAUCGAAAACCCAGUUCAAUUGCGACCGCCGCCGCAGCAGGAACUGCGGUUUCCUGUGGUUCAGCCAAAAGGGUUGCCGGAAAAGGGGAAGUUCUUAGAAGCAAUGUUGAAAGCAGGGCCUUUGUUACAGAACCUCCUCCUGGCAGGACCACUCCCACAUUGGCAGCACCCACCUCCGCCGCUGGACACCUACCAUAUUCCAUCGCCGCCGUUAGUGAUCUCAACUCCAACUUCCCACCAUCUAUCCAAUCAAGAUUUCUUACGGAGAAUUACCAACAGUUGCGGGGAGUUUAACACCAAACGAGCGUUUUCUGAAGACUGUGAUUCUUCCACUGAGACCAAAUACCAGAGAAUUGCCCUAAAUUGACUCCUAUUACUGCAUUCCGCGUUUCUGCUUCAUCGCAUAUACAAAAAAAGAUUUGACUUUACGGUCAAAUAACAAAAUUAUUUUUAAAGUUGUUUUUUUCUACAAAACGACACCAAGUAGUUAAGAAAUUGAUCUGGGUAUUGUGAUGUGAAGGUGUUUGCAGCUGGUCUACCCAAUUUGUACAUAGGAUUUAUAUUGAGUAGCAUAAAUCAAGAAAAUGCUUUCAAGCCAUUGAGACAAAAAUAGAGAAAAUUGUUUUCGUAUUUUUAGAACCC